Pararge aegeria (speckled wood butterfly) is the source of this 2091-nucleotide messenger RNA. Its product is annotated as eukaryotic translation initiation factor 3 subunit B-like. Bases 1 to 2091 code for a protein of 696 amino acids. Gene Ontology annotation, biological process: translational initiation. Gene Ontology annotation, molecular function: translation initiation factor activity; translation initiation factor binding; RNA binding. The transcript has a single exon. The record is from RefSeq and is a predicted model, not a curated record. NCBI's taxonomy places the organism in Eukaryota, Metazoa, Arthropoda, Insecta, Lepidoptera, Nymphalidae. Gene Ontology annotation, cellular component: eukaryotic translation initiation factor 3 complex.
AUGGCACAGAAAAAAGGCAAUGAGAAAGUGCCAAACCCUCCCCAUUGUGAUAAAUAUGAGCCGAUUUUGUUCGAGGUACCUAAUUUCGAGGACCCGGAAGGAUUUGUCGACGAUAUCCCUGACGAGGUACUGCUUGCAGACCUUUUUGAAUCGAAACCAAAAGAAUCUGAUGGAUACAAUAAUGUAAUCGUGGUAGACGGAUGCCCACAGGUUGGGCCAGAGCGGCUAUCGAAGCUCCAAAAUGUCAUAAACAAGAUCUUCGGCAAAUAUGGGAAGAUUGUUAAUGAAUAUUAUCCCACGACUGAAAACGGCUUAACAACGGGAUACAUGUUCUUAGAGUAUAAUAAUGUACAGAGUGUCACGGAAGCUAUCGCCGCAAUCAAUAAUUUUAAAUUGGAUAAGCAGCACACGUUUUUGGUUAAUUGUUUUACCGAUUUUCAUGAAUAUUCAAAUAUUCCUAAAGAAUGGGAGGCACCAUCACCCGAGCCGUACAAGGUGCACUUAGAUUUGCAAUGGUACCUGAUGGAUCCUGAUGCGUUCGAUCAGUUCCUGGUUGGUAUAGGAACCGGAGAUGCGCUGCAAGUCUGGCAGAAUGCCCGUCCUAAACCAGUUAUAUUAGAAGAGAGGUCUAAUUGGACUGAGACUUACGCUAUUUGGUCACCACUUGGCACUUAUUUUGCUACGUUUCAUUGGCAAGGUAUAGCAUUGUGGGCCGGCCCCAAGUUCAGUCAAUUCCAAAAGUUCUUACAUCCUGAAGCCAGAUGCCUAUCAUUCUCACCGUGUGAAAACUACAUUGUGACCUUUUCUCCUACUGGUGUUAGAGGGGAUGAUAAGAGACUCAUUAUUUGGGAUAUUAGGACCGGUCAGGAAAAACGAGGUUUUCCAUCCCCAGAUGAACAUGCAUCUUGGCCGAUUUUCCGCUGGAGCAAAGAUGAUAGAUUCUUUGCAAAGCUAGGCCAAGAUGUCCUGUCCGUAUAUGAAACACCCAGCUUUGGCUUGUUAGAAAAGAAGUCUAUUAAAAUACCUGGAAUUAGAGAUUUCUGCUGGUCACCGUCUGACAACAUCCUAGCAAAUUGGGUAGCAGAAAACAAAGACGUUCCAGCUAGAGUAUCCUUACUGGAACUACCCAACCGCACCGAAAUACGUUCUAAAAAUCUUUUUUCCGUAGCCGACUGUAAAAUUCAUUGGCAAAAAAGUGGUGACUAUCUGUGUGUGAAAGUAGAUCGGUACUCCAAGGUGAAAAAAGACAAAAAUGAUAUUAAAUACUCUGGGCUGUAUUUCAACUUUGAAAUAUUCCAUAUGAGAGAGAAAGAAAUUCCAGUAGAUUCCCUAGAAAUGAAAGAGCCAAUACAUGCAUUCGCAUGGGAACCAAUAGGCUCUAAAUUCGCUAUAAUACAUGGUGACACGGCAAAUGUUUCUACAAGUUUCUACCAAGUUAAUAAUGGGCAGGCUCCGACUUUGUUGAAGAAAUUUGAAAGAACGCCAUUCAAUCAUCUUUUUUGGUCACCAAUGGGACAAAAUAUAGUGCUAGCAAAUAUUGGAUUAACUGGUGGAGCUCUAGAGUUCCUGGACACUAAUGAUUUCACUAUUAUGAACGUGUCUGAUCAUUACCAGGUGUCAAGCAUUGAGUGGGAUCCCACUGGUCGCUAUGUUGUAACAGGCGUGUCAUCACUAAAGUGCAAGAUGGACUGCGGAUACUAUCUUUGGUCGUUCCAGGGUAAGAUCCUAAGGAGAGUAAUGAAAGAGGGUUUUUCUCAGUUUCUUUGGAGACCUCGGCCCCCUACCCUUUUGUCUGAAAAACAACAAAAAGAGAUCAAGAAGAACCUUAAGAAAUACUACUCGCAGUUCGAAUCUAUGGACCGCCAGCGCAGCAAUAAGGCUGACAAUGAUCUGGUAGCGAAGCGCACGGAGCAGUUAAGAAAGUAUGUAGAUUAUCGCGAGCUGAAGGCUCUGGAGUGGGCAAAACAAAAGCCUCAACGUCUUAAACUAAGAAACUAUGUAGAUACUGACGUUAUUGAUAAGGAACGGUUGAGUUCAGUAGAAGAAGUAGUAGAAAUCUUUGUCAAAAAAGAAAAGUUUAUCAUCGAGUAG